UCAUCCUGGACACCAAUUUCACACGCCUCAUAAGUAUUCCUUUUCAACCUCUCUUCUUCAUCUCUUUACAUUUUUGCUUCCAAAAAUCCAGAUUUCACCAUCACACGUCUCAAUUCUUCUCCCAAAUCCAAGAAAGCAAAAUGGUGGCCUCAGAGAAUGACUCGAACCAUAUGAACCAAGCGGUGAGAAUGGAAGACUCGCCCGAUCCACCAUUCGAGACGACAUACAAGAGACUAUUCGACGACGUGACGGCGAUGCCGGAGGUCUCGGCAGUGGCGGAAUGCGAGCUGCCGAUGAUCGACUUGAAUGAGCUGAACGUCGGCGAGUUUUCGAGGCGGGCAUGCAUGAAGAAGAUCGCUUUAGCUUCGAAGGAAUGGGGUUUUUUCCAAGUGAUAAAUCAUGGGAUUUGUAGGGAGGUUUUGGAGAAGAUGAGGGAGGAGCAAGUGAAGCUUUUCGCUAAGCCGUUUUCCGAUAAGGCGGCCAACAAGGAUUCGAACUUCUCGGCCGGGAGUUACCGGUGGGGGACGCCGUUGGCGACGUGCCUCAGGCAGCUGUCGUGGUCGGAGGCAUUUCAUGUGUCGUUGAGCGACGUACUUGGCUCACGUGAUGUCCACAACAACCUCAGCUCAAUAAUGGAGCAAUAUGCGACGAUGGUGUCUGAAUUAUCACAGAAAUUGGUGGACAUAUUGGCAUCAGAGGUGGGGCAGAAAUCAGAAUUCAUCAAAGAGAAAUGUGUGGCAAGCACAUGCUACCUUCGGUUGAACAGAUACCCAGCUUGCCCUAUUUUCCCAGAGAUGUUUGGUAUAAUGCCACACACAGACAGUGACUUCAUCACUGUCCUACACCAAGACCAAAUCGGUGGCCUCCAGCUUGUCAAAGAUGGCAGCUGGUUUGCUGUCAAACCCAAUCCCCAAGCCCUUGUUAUCAACAUUGGGGACUUGUUUCAGGCAUGGAGUAAUAAUGUGUAUAAGAGUGUGGAGCAUAGGGUUGUGGCAAACCCUCUACAUGAAAGGUUCUCAACGGCAUACUUCUUCUGUCCAUCAUACGACACCGUUAUAGAGAGUGGUGUUUAUAGAAGCUUUAGCUUUGGAGAGUAUAGGAAACAAGUCCAAGAAGAUGUCAAGAUUUUUGGCCAUAAAAUUGGACUCCCUAGGUUUCUUCUACAAACUCAUUAAUUAGGCUCCGCCGACCAAUUGAGUUUUUGGUAUAUUAGAUUAUUCUUUUUCAUCUAUGUAUAAAUAUAUAUAUACUUGUCGAUCAAUGUUGGAAAGAGAUGUUUGCAGCUGAGGAUGUCAGUUUUUAGUAAUGAUAGUAUCGUAUACGUAGGACAAGUUGUUAGGUGGUGGUAGUUUCUCAAAAUGUUUGUAACAGUGUAGAAAUUAAAUGCAGGUUGUUGGAUAUUACUAGAUCUUAUUAGUGACAAAUUUUGUAAGAUAAUAAUACAUCUAUUCUUUGCCUCGGAAA
Molecule: messenger RNA, 1464 nt
Organism: Salvia splendens (bonfire salvia)
Lineage: Eukaryota; Viridiplantae; Streptophyta; Magnoliopsida; Lamiales; Lamiaceae
Product: gibberellin 2-beta-dioxygenase 8
Exons: 5
Coding region: 141-1175 (344 amino acids)
Source: RefSeq, a predicted model, not a curated record